This is a messenger RNA of Didymodactylos carnosus, 402 nucleotides long. The record is from the annotation of a GenBank genome assembly. NCBI's taxonomy places the organism in Eukaryota, Metazoa, Rotifera, Eurotatoria, Philodinida, Philodinidae.
AUGUCUUCCAAACUUUUUCUUGAUACAAGUCUAUUACAAGAUGAUAUUAUGACAUAUAAUAAUAACAGAUUUUAUGAGAUUAUCGAUCAGUUAGUUGGUCAAGACAUAUCCGAUUUAAUUAAAUUACAAGCUAUUCCAAAUAUUCCAUCGCUGCUAUUAGUGAAUGAUAUUUUUGAAGUUCUAAAGUUGGAUUGUGACAAUGUCAACGAUAUUCGUGGCAGAAUAACGUUUAAAUUAUGUGAUCGUAAAUUACGAUGGGGUGAACGAAAUAUAAGAAGAGUUAGGGUAAUAAAUCUCAACAUAUGGCCAAAACGACCUACUGAAAAGGAUAAAAGUAGAGCUUUAAAGUAUAAAAAUCAGAUUGCCUAUAUAAAAAAAGGGUUAUCACAAAGUUUUGGUUAA